UGUACACGGAAGAUAAGUCCCCUUCGCGCGGUUUAUUUCCUUCUUCUCCAAAAUAUACAACAACAUCACCAGCACACAACGGUCCAGAAAGAUGCUUGCCCUUUUCCUCGUUGAGUCCACGACACGGUCUCUUGGAUUCCUCUUCUUCAGCGAGUGGAGAUUUCCAGCAUCCCGCUAUUUUAAGGCUUGUUCUUCUGCAGGUAGUUACAGAGGUUGUUUCAUGGAUCGCCUCGUUCAUAGUCAAAUGUUGUCAGCUUCUAACUGUUAGAGGUUUGAUGGAUCGCCUCGUUCAUAGUCAAAUGUUGUCAGCUUCUAACUGUUAGAGGUUUGAUGGAUCGCCUCGUUCAUAGUCAAAUGUUGUGAUCCUUCAACUUUCCUUUUCUUUGUAGUGAUAAUAGGUGUAGAAGAUGAAGAUGAUGAUGAAGUACAAAAGUGCGAGUCGUGCUUCUUCAUGCCUUCUAUAUAAUAUGGAUUAGCGUGCUUUGUAUGCUUCUGGUAUAAUUUGGUAACUUGAAGUGGAUCACGAGGAUUCUCUUCUUGUUUUCCUCAUGAUCAAAAUCAGAUUACCAAAUGCCAGAACCAUUCAGCAGCGUUUUCAUCGUCGUCAAAUAAAAAGAGUGGUACAAGUUAUUGUUCUACAAGAACUAGAGUGCGCAGGAGCUUCUAAUCGUAGCGGGAGCUGCCGUGAAUGCGGGACCCAGUCGGCAGAUGCAAGCAUUGAUGGAAGCUCAGGAUCGAGCCCAGCGAAAAUUCGUAGAGGAGUUUUCUUGUGCGUGGUAUAAGGAGGCGAAUGUACUCCACCCGCCGCCAGUUUGCGACUUGGAUAGCACUGAGGCCACUCUUCUAGCAGCGCCAGGAUACAAAAAAAGACGUUGCGAGACCCCUCAAAUCUGAAAUCUGAGCGAGCAGCUAGCAUUAAGGAUAGCGCCAACCUUCCACUUUUUACGCCAUCAACUUCUUCUGCUUGUCCAUCCUAAAGCGGGGGCAAAGAAUAAAAG
This is a messenger RNA of Amoebophrya sp. A25, 998 nucleotides long. NCBI's taxonomy places the organism in Eukaryota, Dinophyceae, Syndiniales, Amoebophryaceae. The record is from the annotation of a GenBank genome assembly.